UUUUCCCCAUCGGAACCUUUCGAGACUUUUCUUUAAAGUUUGUAGAUACUCCAUGGACGAUCAACAUUAAACAGUAUUGGAGUGAGAAGCAUGCAAUCUGGAGAAAAUUCUGGUACAUCUAGAACUCCUCCCAAAAAGGAGAAGAAAAGGAGAGGUGAAGCUAAGAAAGAACAGAAGAAAUCACCUGACCCCAAAACAAGGAAGGAACCAAAUGAUAGUGCUCUCAGAGGCAGGCCCCCAGAGCAAACCAGAGUGCCCACAAUGGCAGAGAGAAAAUUCAGUGCUUUAGAGAUGCAUCCCAAAAUGGCACAACAAAAUGUGGCAUCUUCCCAGAUGUCAACAUCAAGCAGCCAAGGAGCAAGCAUACCUUUAUCAACAAUUCAGCAUGGGAGUGUAGUACCUGUGCACAAAAUUAGUGGAAGAGAUGACCAUAGCUCAUAUCACAGAGUCUUGUCACCAUCCAGAACACAGGAGCAGGGAGGAGCUGUCCAAAGACCAGUUCAACCGCAGCAGCAGCCACGCUGGGUAGUUCAAGGGGUACCUCAGCAACCAAGACUCCAUGCCCCACUUCCCAAGCCAGCCCCUCAACAACAGGUUAUCCGGGAACUUGGACCAGUGGGAAAGCAUGGAGGGGAGAGAAUAGUUCUGCAGAGACAUGUCACUGCUGCUCCCAAUCCUAAGAGUACUGGGGUACUAAGACAACAACUCUUCCACAAGAUAUCUCACUAUUCAGAACCACAGAGUCAUGAGAAUAUGUUUAAGCAAUAUAAACAAGGACCUGUGUCCACCAUGGCCUCUUCUAUUCAAGAACUUGUUGAGCAGCAAAGCAAGAUGGCAGAAACAGGGCGACAGAGUGCCAGCAGUGAAGAUAUACCUGUAGCUCACAUAGGGGAUAGGUUUUCUCCAGUUCAUCAACAGGUACAUGUUUCUACUAUAAGAAGAACACCUUCUCCAGCUCACAUCCAAGUUGGGCGCAUUUCUCCAGUGCCACCAUCGGCCCAACAGAGAAAAUCUCCAGGGCCGUCUGCAGAGAGGCCACAGCCUGUAAAUUUAUCUGUGGCUGAGAUCAAAGAGACUCUAGCCACAGCAAAAGUUACCCAAACCCAGACAAGAGCAUUAUACACAGGGGCUGGGCACAGAAUCCCUAGCGCAGAUGAUGAAAAUAUUUCUGCAAAAGAUAUGAUGAAUUUUGCUCAGACCCAGGGUGCUCUGCUGAAACAUGCCCUGAUGACAGGUGCCCUGCCACCACAUGUACAGAACAGCAGUCUUUUGCAGACGCCAGCGCACAGAGAACAAUCUGUUAGUCCACAUCAUAAGGACACUUCAGUGGCUCAUAUUUCAAGGGGAACCCCCAGUCCAAGUCAUCCAGGUUAUGUUGAUAUAGGCCGUGUUUCUCCUCAUCAACAGCGACAUCCUUCCCCCCAACAGAGGCAGCUUUCUCCUCACCACAAGUACCCCUCCCCCCAGCAAGGCCAGCCUUCACCUCCACAAAGACAGGUCUCACCGAACCCCAGGCAAACAACGCCCCUUCAGAUGUCCCAGCAGAGACACUCCAGUCCUGCUCAUUCUCCCAGCCAAAUCAUGGUGGUACCUAACACCCAGAGGGGGAGGGACUCGGUCAGCCCAGUGGCCACCUCAAGUGCCACCAAUACUCCCAGACGGACCCCCUCACCAAAACCCCAGCAUAGACACAAGGAAUCAAUGGCAGCCUUUACAAACUCAAGACUCCAAGCUCCACCAUCCACUGUCAACAUUGGAAAGACUUCGGUUGCUAUUAGACAACCUUUUGUGAACUUGGUGCGUUUGCAGGAGGUUCCUGGGAGUGAUAUUUCUGCAAGUCAUCAUUCUGUAACACAAGUUUCAUCAAGACCUGUAGACCAGAUGCAUAAUUCUCAAAGACAGAAUCCUAUCCUUCAGUCCCAGCUGUCACAAGGCUAUGAACCAAAUAUAUCUCCAGAAAACAGAUUGAAAGAGCAAGUACCAGUCCCUGUUAAUAUGCAGUUUAAACAGAGGAACCCAUUUACAUUCCCUCCACAAAUACCAACAUCUAUAUCCCUAAUGGAGCCCCAUGCCUUCACCCAGUUCAAGGACUCUGCUGUAGAAUCCCUGCCCCAGCUGGAUCAGGAGAAAAGGGCUUUACCUCCAGGUGGAAGGGAAAAGAAGAGUCAAAGCCCUGAUGAAAUGCCCAGACUGACCCCUAUUGACCCCAUUAAAUCAGUUGAACGGGAUCCCAGUACGGAAAUGGUGGAGAUGGAAGCUCCGUACAGUAAGCGACUACAGAAUAUUGCCAAUCUUCCCACCAGCUCCAUCAAUCGGUCCACCUUUAGAGCCCACAGCGUCGCUGUCCACCGGGCAAAAGCUGGGCUCAUUACGAGCACUGCAAAAUCCUUAGACAUCCUGAGACAGAACGUACAGAGGUUCAUCAACAAAGAGAUCGAUGUCAUCAUUCAAGAUUACAUGGAGAAAUUUUUCAAGCCAGGGAUUAAAAAUAUAAAGAUUAAUAAUGGAGAGAACUCAGUAAAUGAGGAACAUGUGCAGGCUGUUUGUAGACAGAUCCUGGAGGAGGCCAAGAAGAUGUACUGUACAGAUCAAAGUUUUACUCCUACUCGACAGGAGUUCCCUGAUAAUGUGUCAGAAACUGGCAGUACAGGAAGUAGAAGGUUGAUUUCUCGAAAAAGACGAGGCUCAGACACCGAUUCAGAGAAAAGUGUUCUUCCUGUACCUAGAAAGAAAAAAGGUAGACCUCCGUUAUAUAUAUCGGGUCGAAGCACUCCAUCUAAAACAGUGAAGACAAACGAUCCUGUUAAGCGAGAAGGACCAAAGUGGGAUUGUGACAGGCUUACAACCGAAACUCUCUUUGUAAUGGGUGCCAAAGCAAACAAGGCACUUGGUUUGGGGGCUACAAGAGGAAGAAUUUAUAUAAAGCAUCCAGACACAUUCAAGUAUUCUGGUGACCAAGAUGAUAAAGUGUGGUUAUACGAGAAUCAACACAUGCCUGCCACUGGAGGGAAGACAUACAUGUUGAUUCUGGAGGACAUUAAAGAUCUGACACAGGAGGAUGAUUACAGAGACAACCCUAGUGUGAAUGUCGACAGCCUGAAAGGGUUUCCUGUCCCGCAAUGGAUGGUAGACAAGAUGAAAAUUCAGAUGGCUGCUAUGAGGACGGACACAUAUAAACCCAAGAGUCGUAGUAGGUCCACCACACCUAGUGACAUCAGAACGGAGGGCCAGGGGGAUGAAGAUGAAGACCAUGCACAGAAAAUUCCCUUUUCCUCAUUUGUCAGUCCAAAGACCGAGGACCAGGACCCUGAUAAGGAUGAGAAAUCUUCAUCAGCAGACACAGAAACGGAAUUUUUCUCAGGAAAUGAUAACGACAACACUAGUAAUAUGUCACCGUUUAACAUGACCGGAGGAUUCGAUGACGGCGCCUCUCCUUCUCCUUCAGAACUCGAAAACAUGGAAGAUGAAGACGGAGCAGUCAGCUGAGUUUUUAGCUGUAGUGGUGGCAAUUCUACCUACAACACCAGACUUUCUGGUCUUCAUCAGAUGGACUCUAUGCUUUCAUACUAGGUGUCUGAGGCUUGUAUAAAAUAUAUGUCUCAACACUCAAAUUUUGAUCACAUAAAAUUUAUGAAUAUGUAAUAUAUAUAUAUAUAUAUAUACAAGUAAUUUGUGUUUUUUUAAUGUGUCGUUACUAAGAUUGUAAAACACUCAGAUAAACACAUGCAGGGUUUUUUUUUACUGUUUGCAUGAAAAUUACAGUAAAUUUUUAGGGCACAAGAUUGAUGCAUAUAUUUAUAUUAAAGGGAAAUGAAUUUCAGAUAUAAUUUGAAUGUAUGUCUAGAAUUGUUGAGAGGGAUAUAGACCAACAUCACAGCAUAUUAACUGUCUCAGUAUUUUUCUGUUAACAAUUUGACAAAAAUUGAAUAGUUUACGUGCCAUUUAUAGAAAGUUUAUGUCUGAGGUUGUCAUUGCUAAAAGAAAGGAGUCCAGUACAGAGACUGGUAUUUAUUUUGAUUGGGAAUAAUGUAUAUGAUCAUACAUGUACUUUCAUAUCUUGAAAAUCUAUUUUACCCAUGCAUGGUAUUUUUGGAAGAAAAAACUUUGUUUUAAAUUUCCAAGUGGGCAUUUUAAACAUUAACAUGUAUUACAUGAAUUUGUCCUUCAUAAAUCUAUGCUGUUUCCAUGUAUUCUGUUUCUGGAUGAAAAUACUGACACACAAGUGAUUUUUCAACAUGACUAGAAAACCCUUCUGUAUAUCCAUGAAACAAAUAAGUUCAAUUAUAAAAUAAGGUAUAAAGUCUAUUAUUUCUGUACCCUCCUGAUACAAACAAACUAAACAUCUAUUCUUGAGGCAGAUUUUAUAUGGACACGUACAGUGCCCUCUUUCUAUUGGUAUUUUUUAAAGAUUAAUUUGUGUUAUAGUGUCGCUUAACUCUGUUGAAGUUGAUAAAUAGUGCAAUGUUUUUGUUUGUUAUUCUUUGUUUCACAUUGUUGUUGACAAUAAGAUUGUUUUAUUAAUUCCUCGUUGUUUUAGCUUUUUAGUUCACCUGAGCUAUAAGCUCUAGUGAGCUUUUCUGAUCACUUGUAGUCUGGUGUCUGUCUGUCCAUCUGUUUGUAAACUUUACAAAUGUUUUACUUCUUCUCUAGAACCACUAGGCCAUUUUCAACCAAACUUGUCAAAAAGUUAUCUUGGGUGAAGGGGAAUUCAAAUUGUUCAAAUGAAGGGUCACAACCUUUUCAAAGGGGAGAUAAUUAAGAAAUGAAAAUAUGGUGGCAUCUUUUAAAAAUAUCUAAAACCAUUGGACCAGUAACAAGAAAACUUAUGUGAAAGAUUCUUUAAUGUUAAUGAAUUUAACUUCAAAAUUGUUCAAAUCAUGGCCCUUGGGGGUAAAAUGGGGUCACAAUAGUUGACAAAGUUAUAUGGGGAUAUAGAAAAAGAAUAUUUUAAAUCUUCUUCUCUACUUGUUAAGAACAGAGGGGAUUAGUUAUACGUAAUAUGCAAGCAUCUUCAGGUAACGUAGAUUUAAUGUUUGCUAAAAUUAUGACGGGGGGGACAUUAGGGGAUGAAUGUUUUACUUGAGAAUAUAUAGUUAAAUAAUCUUUGAAAAUCUUUUUAUGACCAUCUAUGCCAUGCUUAGUCAUGUUGAUUGGCAGGCAUCCUCAGGUAGUGCAGAUUCAAAUAUGUUCUACAUACAAUUAUAUAGGGAAAAUCUUCUUAAGAGCCGCUUGGCCAGGAAAGUUCAAAUUUACACGGCAGCUCUCUGAAGUAGUGCAGAUUUAUAUUUGUUGAAAUCAGUGUCCCAAGGGUAGGAUGGGGUCACAAUAGGGGGUGAAAGUUUUGCAUGAUGAAUAUAUAGGAUUUUGUUUUUAAAUCUUCCCCUUAAGAGUAGCAUGUCCCAUGAGUAGUUAUAUUGAUAUGCAAGCAUCUUUGGAUUGUACAAAUCCAAGUUUGUUAAAAUCAUGGCCCCCAGGGGAGGUAGGAUGGGGCCACAAUAGGGGAUCAAAAGGUAACUAAUUUUCACAACCAAGAUAAUCUUUAAGAGAUAUAUGAGAAACUAAUUUAAAGGACUGGUUUGUGGUGAGAGAUAUUUGAGAUGACAAAAACUUCUUGCACAUAAAUAAAAAUUGGUUUACAGUAUAUGGGGGGAAAAAAUUGAAAAUCAUCAGAUAGUACAGAUUCUAGUUUGUUUGAAUCAUGGUUCUAGGAGGUAGGUUGUAGCCACAAUAGGGAUAGAAUACAUUUUAAAAUCUUUAAAAAUCAUCUCAAGAACCACUGACUAUAUGAUUAGUCAUAUUAAUAUUCAUUCGAAUGUAGUGCAGAUUCAUAUUUGAUAAAAUCAUGGCCAUGGGGGGCUAGAAUGGGACUUAAAUAGGAAUUCAGAGUUUUACAUUUUUUUCCAGAACAGUGAGGCCAUGUUAGUAGUGUUGAUAUUAAAGCGUCCCUAUGUUGUGUGGAUGUAAGUUUGGUUAAGUCAUGGUCCUGAGGGGCUAGGGAUGGGUCAUGAUAUUGGGGUCAACAUUUUUUGUGGGUAUAAAGAGGGUAAAAAUUCAUAUAAAAUUACUCUGAUGAAGAGCAACAGGACCCAGGUGAGCGUUGUGGCCCAUUGGCCUCUUGUCUACAUGGAACCCCUUGUUUGGAAUUAAGACAUAUCAUGGACAUUUUAUUUUCACUUAAAGGAGCAUUAGCUGUCAUUUUGUCACCAAAAACUUAAUUCAAUGAAAAUUGCCCCAUCUUAUAUAUUUCAGUAACGACACCAGUUUUUAAUGAUUUCAAACACAUUUUCCUAUGCCAUUGGGAGAUUUUGAAAAAAAUGGUUGCCAUCACUUUCACAGCUAAUUCCCCUUUGGAAAUUGAUGUUUAUUACUAUUACAGAACAUUGCCUUUGUGAUUGUCCUAUAUGAAAAUAUAGGAGAAAACAAGGGUCUCAAUAUUUUAUCUUGUUUCGAAAAAGAAUUUAUCAAUAUUUGUAAAUGGCUUUUUUAAAUUAAGUACACGGAUUUAAGGAUUCUCUUUAGAACAUGAUCUUGUGAUGUUAUACACAAAAUGUAAGCAUAUAUUGGAUCAACGUCUGCUUUCCACCCAUUUUAUGGCAGUGAAUUGUGUGCAUGUUGUUGAUGUGUUAUAUACAUGGAGCAAUUUUAAAUGUUCAAGGAGAUAUUAUAAUCUAGAGAUAAAGUACUUCUUAUCAGCUUAA
Messenger RNA from Ostrea edulis (European flat oyster), 6698 nucleotides. RefSeq names its product serine/arginine repetitive matrix protein 1-like. Gene Ontology annotation, cellular component: nucleus. The record is from RefSeq and is a predicted model, not a curated record. Gene Ontology annotation, molecular function: nucleosome binding; DNA binding. The transcript has 20 exons. NCBI's taxonomy places the organism in Eukaryota, Metazoa, Mollusca, Bivalvia, Ostreida, Ostreidae. The coding region runs from base 91 to 3486 and encodes 1131 amino acids.